Zonotrichia leucophrys gambelii is the source of this 8747-nucleotide messenger RNA. It is a transcript of the gene MKI67, whose product is annotated as marker of proliferation Ki-67. The record is from RefSeq and is a predicted model, not a curated record. NCBI's taxonomy places the organism in Eukaryota, Metazoa, Chordata, Aves, Passeriformes, Passerellidae. Gene Ontology annotation, cellular component: chromosome; nucleus. The transcript has 17 exons. Gene Ontology annotation, biological process: regulation of chromosome segregation; regulation of mitotic nuclear division. Gene Ontology annotation, molecular function: protein binding. The coding region runs from base 103 to 8256 and encodes 2717 amino acids.
CGCCGCGCCGUGCCGGGAGCGCGCGUCGGACGCCGCCACACGGGGCCCCUCAGCGGCCGCCAGCGCUCCGGCUGACCCAGGUAAGGUUCCUUACGUUCGACGAUGCCACGCUAUGGAACCAUCGUUGUCAUUAAAAGGAAUGGGACUGAUGGAAUUGUUUUUCCUCUCACCUCAACUUCUUGUUUAUUUGGAAGGAAAUCGGAAUGCGACAUCCGCAUGCGGCUGCCCUGGGUGUCCAACGAGCACUGCAGGAUCCAGAUCAACGAGAACAAGGAGGCAGUCCUGACCAACCUGAGCUCGGUGAACCCCACGCAGCUGAACGGGGCUUGCUUUGAGCAGCCGGUGCUGCUGAAGCACGGAGAUGUGCUGACCAUCAUCGAUCGUUCCUUCAGGUUUGAAUAUCCUCUGCAAUCAACACCAAAAAGGAAGCGGUCCAGGUCUCCAAAAGAUGAAACUCUGCAGGUGGCAGAAGUGGAAUCAUUACCCAAACAACCUCCAGGAGCUAAAAGUCUUGAUGCUUCAGAAAGCAAAGCAAAUGCUGAGUGUGAAGAAAAAAAUGCCAAUGAAGAGAAACAAACUCCAGAGAAAAAUCUUCCUGAAGCUUUCCCUGUCAAACUCCAAACACCCAAAUCUUCACAGAGAAUACAUCAUGUUCUUAAAAAACAAAAUGAAAUGUCUCCCUUUAGUAAACUCUAUGAAAAAGUGAAAAAUGAGCUGAAAGUGGAAAAAUCUCUGCAGAGGAGAAGUUCCUCUCAGCAAGCUGCAAAAGGAGACGCUGGGAGUGCUCCCAUUCCAUCCCAGAGUUGCCCUUUUGAUCUGGGCAGCCUGGCUAAAAGAAGGGAAUCAGGCAGGAUGGAAAAUAUUGAAAAAUGUAUAAUUGUGAGAAGAGAAGAAGAAAACAGCCCAGGUUUUGAGCAGCUGUCAGCUGGGGGGAGAGCUGCCAGGAGGAGUUUUACCAGGAGCCCUCAAGGUCCCGUUUCACAGGAGGUGUCAGCAGAGAGCAGGCAGGGUGCAUUGCAGGAUCCCAAGGGAUUGAGGACACCGGGAAGUUGCAGAGGUGCUGCAGUUACCCCCAGGCCCAGCAGGGAGAGGCAGAGCAGCUCGCUGGUGCUGCUGGAGCAGUGCUGCAUCGAGAGGUUUGAGUGCCCCGUUCAGAGGGCUGCUGCAAUUCCGGCCGUGCUGGGCACAGCCACGGCCACCAGGAGGAGCCCUCGCUCUGCUCCGGUGCCACCUCCCACAGGGAGCCCUGCAGGCACCCCUGGCACCCCUGGCACCCCAGGGCGUGGGGCACUGAAGCUGGAGCCCCUUGCAGAGAUGCCAUCUGCAGCGUGCAGAAUUGAGGACACACAGCUGCCUUUGCCAGAAGAGAAAAGCUUCAAGCAAAGACGCAAUAGCAAACAACAAACACCAGGAAAACCUGCCCAGGAGGUGCUGAAAGAAAUCUGGGAUCAGGCAAACCUGGAGAACUCAGAGGUGGGAUAUUGUGAAACCCCUGCCUCUGUCUCUGAUUCCAAGAGUCCCAGAAGAAGCAGCAGGGAAAGUAAAGAAUUCUUGGGCAAAAGUGCCCAUUCAGAGGCAUUGGCUGCAGAGGGGAUGUUGGCAUCUCCUGCUGGUCAGACACCUGGGAGGAAAAGGGGGAGGCAGAGGAGCUCUGGAGGGCUGGCUGGAACAGCACUGGAGACAGACCCUGCUCAGGAGCAGCACAGCUCAGGCAGAAAGGCCAGGGCAGCUCCAGCAGAGCUGGCCAUGGACAGGAGUCACCAACAGCAGGGUCUGGAAGUCACCAGUGCUGCAGGAGCUCGGAGAGCAUCAGGCAGGAGAUCUGGAAGUGCUGAGCUGGGAGACACCGAGCCUGGCUCAGAAAGCAAAACUUUGGGCCUCUUGCAUGGAGGAGACUCAGGCAAGACAAAAAGAAUCUCUCAGAAGAGGAAAAGUGGUGAAAUGCUCCCUCAGACUUUGGGCAAAAGGAAGAGAGUGUCCUUUGGUGGCCAUCUGAGCCCAGAACUCUUUGAUAAAAGUUUGCCUCCCAACUCUCCCCUGAAGAGAGGAGCCCUCCCUGCCAGGAGGAGCUUACCCCAUGGAACCUCUCCUCGGGCUGUGCUCAAAAAGGCUCAGAGCUUGAGGCUCUUGUUAGAUCAGGAAGAGAAGUCGUCACCCACAGCUUGCCCGGCCCAGCAGCCCCCGGGUGCCUCAGGGCCUGUGCCAGCCCCCAGAGCCCCUGUGGGCUCCCCAUUCUCCAUCUCCCAGCCCCCCACUCCCUUCCCCAUCACAGAGGAGGAUCCUGAGGAGGAGAGUGGUGCCCAGGGGAGGAGCCCCAGAUCUGCUGCUGCUGCUGCUGCCCAGGAUGGCACUGCCAGCUCUGCCAGAGGUGCCCAGCUGCGCCCAAAGGGCUCUGCCAGGAGGAGCAGGGGUGGGGCUGUGGCUGCCAUCAGUGCCAAGAGGAGGAGCGGUGCCUCCAGUGCCAACUUAGUAGUUGCAAAAUCUUGGGCAGAAGUGGUAAAACUGGGAGUGGCAAGACCACAGCCAAAGACUGCUAAAAGAACUGUCCAUAAAGGAAGAGCCCUGAAGAGAUUAAACCACCCACCCAAGACUCCAGAGAGGAAAAUAAAAGGUCACUUCAGCACAGGUCAUGCAGAGUCACCUGCCACCAUAGUUGUAGGCAGAGCCUAUUCCACCACAGUCAGCUCAGCUGGACACGUCCCCAGAGUGGUGAAAAAUCCCAGGCUGAAGCUGAACAUGGACAUGGAUGAAAGUUUCACAGGGGUGCCUGAAAUGUUCCAAACCCCAAAAACUCAGGGAGGACGAGCACUUCCUUUGGCUGCUGCUCAGAGUGCUGAUGUUACACCCCCGUGGGCUGCAGGGGACAUCUCUGACUUGCACACUCCUGAGGAAUCUGGAGAGAUGCUGGUGUCACCAUUAAAUAAUUCAGAUGCUUCAGAGCAGAAGCAGGAGAGCCCAGGCAUAUUCCACCUUCUGGGAGAGGAGUCAUCUCCAUCUGUGUGUGAUGAAACAGCCACAAAAACUCCUGAAAAGAGAAAAGCUGUGCACAAAGAUCCUGGGGAUGGUCUGGCAGUAACUCCAGCAAAACCAGCAGCUCUGGGGAGAUCAGCAGGGAAAAGGAGGACUCCAAAGCAGAAAGUGGAGCCAGCUGAGCUCAUGUCAAGCAAAAGGAAGAUUUUGAGGACCCCUGAGCAAAGGUCAGAAGCAGGAGAGGUUUUGUCAGGUAUCAGGAGACUCAUGAAGACCCCAAGGCAGAAGCCUGAGCCUGUAGAGGCUCUGUCAGGCAUCAAACAACUCUUGAAGACCCCAGAGCAGAAAUUGGAGCCUACAGAGGUUUUGUCAGGCAUCAGACAGCUCUUGAAAACCCCAAAGCAGAAACUGGAGCCUGUAGUGGUUCUGUCAGGCACCAAGCAACUUUUGAAGACCCCAGAUGAGAAGUUGGAACCUGUAGAAGUUUUGUCAGGCAUCAAACAACUCUUGAAGACCCCAAAGCAGAAGUUGGAGCCUGCAGAGGUUCUGUCAGGCAUCAAACAACUCUUGAAGACCCCGGAUGAGAAGUUGGAACCUGUAGAGGUUUUGUCAGGCACCAAGCACCUCUUGAAAACCCCAGAUCAGAAAUUGGAGCCUACAGAGGUUCUUUCAGGCAUCAAACAGCUCUUGAAAACCCCAGAUCAGAAAUUGGAGCGCACCAAGCAACUCUUGAAAACCCCGAAGCAGAAGGUGGAGCCUGUAGUGGUACUGUCAGGCAUCAAGCAACUUUUGAAGACCCCAGAUGAGAAGUUGGAACCUGUAGAAGUUUUGUCAGGCAUCAAACAGCUCUUGAAAACCCCAAAGCAGAAACUGGAGCCUGUAGUGCUUCUGUCAGGCACCAAGCAACUUUUGAAGACCCCGGAUGAGAAGUUGGAGCCUGCAGAGGUUCUGUCAGGCAUCAAACAACUCUUGAAGACCCCAAAGCAGAAGUUGGAGCCUGCACAAGUUCUGUCAGGCAUCAAACAACUCUUGAAGACCCCGGAUGAGAAGUUGGAGCCUACAGAGGUUCUGUCAGGCAUCAAACAACUCUUGAAGACCCCGGAUGAGAAGUUGGAACCUGUAGAGGUUUUGUCAGGCACCAAGCACCUCUUGAAAACCCCAGAUCAGAAAUUGGAGCCUGCAGAGGUUCUUUCAGGCAUCAAACAGCUCUUGAAGACCCCAAAGCAGAAGUUGGAGCCUGCAGAGGUUCUGUCAGGCAUCAAACAACUCUUGAAAACCCCAAAGCAGAAACUGGAGCCUGUAGUGCUUCUGUCAGGCACCAAGCAACUCUUGAAGACCCCAAAGCAGAAGUUGGAGCCUGCACAAGUUCUGUCAGGCAUCAAACAACUCUUGAAGACCCCGGAUGAGAAGUUGGAGCCUACAGAGGUUCUGCCAGACAUCAAGCACCUCAUGAAGACCCCAAAGCAGAAACUGCAGCCUACAGAGGUUUUGUCAGGCAUCAAGCAUCUCAUGAAGACCCCAAAGCAGAAGUUGGAGCCUGCAGAAGUUCUGCCAGACAUCAAGCACCUCUUGAAGACCCCAAAGCAGAAGUUGGAGCCUGUAGAGGCUUUGUCAGGCAUCAAGCACCUCCUGAAAACCCCGAAGCAGAAGCUGGAGCCUGUAGAGGCUUUGUCAGGCAUCAAGCACCUCCUGAAAACCCCGAAGCAGAAGGUGGAGCCUGUGGAGGCUCUGUCAGGCAUCAGGCACCUGCUGAGGACCCCACGGCGGAAGGCAGAGCCACGGGAGGAGCUGGCAGGCAUCAAGCAGCUCCUGAGCACCCCUCAGCAAGAGCUGGAAGCAGUCACAGAUGGAAUUGCCCUGAAAAGGUUGCUGGAGACUCCAGCAGAGAGCAGGGGAGCAGUGAAAGCUGUGGCAGCUGGGAGUGCAGGCAGGAGGAGCCCAAAGCUGAGAUCGCAGCCCCUGGAGGACAUGGUUGGCAUCAGCCGCCUUUUCCACACACCAAAGGAGAAGGCACAGCCUGUGGAAAACACCUUUGGCAUUCAGAGAUUGAUGAAGUCUCCUAAAGAGAAACAUCAGCCAGUGGAGGAUUUUGUGGGGCUGCAGAGGCUCCUGGCAGAGCCCAGGCAGAAAUCUGAUUCUGAAGUGGAUUAUGCUGGUGUGACUGAAAUGUUUGGUACCCCAGAGGAAAUGAAGGUCAGAUCAGUAAAUGUUAUGGAUUCUCAGGGAGAAAUUUCACCUCCUGGUUCUAAUUCCAGUCAUAAACAUGAAGAGAAAGGAGAAGUUUGCCCAGGUGCAGAUUGCCAACAGGACUCAGCUGGUGGAGAGCAGCCUGCCCAGAGAGGCAGAAGGGCCAGGAGGGCUGGAAAUGGUGGCAGCUCCAAGGAGGUGCCAAGCCCUGACAGCCAGGAGGAGAUGGGAGUGAUCACACCUGGAAACAAGGGAAGAGCAAGGAGGACAAGGCCUUGCUUACAAGGAGUUGUUCCAAAGUGCCCUGAUCAGGAAGGGAUUGAUGUUGUUUCAUCUGUGGAACCACCUGGAGCUGCUCAGAGAGCAGGGAGAGGUAAAAGGAAAGAGCUGAAGGAGUUAAAACCUCCAAAUGAACACCUGGAGUCGUGUGUGGAAGAUUCCUCAGUGCUACAAAAAGCACCUGCAGAUACCAAACAGAGUUUGCAGGAGGGCGGCACCAGUGAGGCUGAAGGUGACCCAGGCACCAAGACAGGAGCUGGAAAGGCUCAGAGUGAAACGUGGCAGCUGCAGACAGGUUUGAAUAACCCUGAGAGCAAAGCUGAGGACAGUGGGGAAGGGCUCCUGUCACCGAGGAGGAGGCACAGGGGAGCAGAGAACACAGACCCAGGGAUGGCACCAAGGAGAGGGACACGGGCAAGGAAUGACCGAGGGAAAGCAGCUUCUCCAGGAGACCCUCAUGGAACAAGCAGGAAGCUUCGUAAAGACCCAUCCCCAAAGGUGUCACAAAAACAGGAGCAGGCUUGGGACAAAGCUCCUGAGGCUGUCACAGCACAAGAAUCUGAAAAUGGCACUCAACUUGAACUAGAGGCAACAGAGAGAAGAGUGAAGUCUCUUAGAAGUACGAGAAACAGAAAGCACUCAGCUGAAAUCAAAGCAGACACUGCUGGGGUCGCACUUGAAAAUACACAAAACAUUCAGAAAACUGAGGAAACAUCAAGUGAAACUGAUGCUGAAGCACAAUCCCACGUGAAAAAUAAGAUGAAAGGAUCUCAGGGAUAUGAAACAGGAAAUGCUCAGGAAAAUACAACAGAGGCAGCUCGAAGAUUAAAGGCAGAGUCACCUUCUGCAGAGACAAACAGAAUGCCAGCCAGUGCUCAGAACGUGGAAGCAAACAGGGCUAGAACCAGGAGAGGCAAAAAAAACUCUUUGGAGCAAAAAACUGAGGAAUUUCCUGAAAAUGUGAACGGCCUAAAACCAAUUGCUGCCAAAUGUGAGUCAGAAGUGGCUGAGUGUUGUCUGCAGGAUGCUGUGGGCCCUGUGUGUGGCAGUGCAGCCCCGGGCAGGGAGGGGCAGCCCAGCCCAGGUGCUGCUGACAGGGCCAGUCCUGCUCUGGGCACUCACAGGAGGACCAGGAAUGAACGGGGAAUCCUUAAAGCAAAGCAAACUGAAACCCUGCAGGGCAAUCCAGCACAAAAUAAUGCAGUGCUGCCUAGAAGAGGAAGAGGUAAAAAAGUUAAUUUUCAGCUUGAAGAAAGCAGUUCCAAAGCAAUUGAAGGAAAAAGUUUACCUGAGGGUGAUGAAGGGGUGACUGACAAAGAUAAUCAACGUGAGAGUUCCGAAAUUCCUCCUUCACUGGGAAGGAGGAGCAGGAGGAAGCAACCUGAUUCCAUCCCACAGAAAGCUAGUCCUGCCUUUGUGGGAAAAGCAGCAUCAAGUGCAGAUGCCAGGCAAGUUGUGCAGGAGGCAGGAUCAGCGCUGGGAGCAGAGGACACGGCACCGAGGCGGGGCCGGAGCCGCGGGGCGGCCGCAGCCUCAGCCAGCACAUCCCCCUCUGUCAGAGCCAGGCAGGGGCUGCUCCUGGAGGGCGCUGCCAAACAGGUGCCACUGAGAGAGGAGCAAAAUCCAGCUCUGGGGAAGAAAACUCUGAAUGCACCAGCAAGGGACAGAAGGAAAAAGACGGAUCCAGCAGCAGAGGCAGGUAGUCCAACUCCUCGUGCCUUGUCAGAGACUCAGGAUGAAGGCACUCAGGAAGAACAACAUGUGCCUUUGGAAGCAGGGUCCUGUGCCAAGGAGAAGGCACCAGGAAGGGGCAGAAGGAAGGAAGCUGCUCUGGCAUCACACACAAGCAAUUCCAUCUCUCUGCGAGGGAAGCGCAGGUUGCCCGCAGGUGAUGGAGAAGCAGCUCCCAAAGAAGAGCAGAAUGUUCCCUUAGAAACUUGUGAUCCAUCUGGGAAAGAAAAUCAGCUGAGAAGAAGCAGGAGGAAGGAAAUUGCCCCCUUGGUAGAAGCCAAAAGUUCUGUUCAGGGAAACCAGGUCCUGUCAAAACAAAGUGGUAGGAAAAAUAACAGUAGGGGAGUUCAACAGAGUUUGGACAGUUCUUCCCAAGAAAAUACGGAGCUUGUAAAAGAGAGCUCGAGGCAAGCAGCCACCUCACUGCCUCCUACUCCCACCUCACUGCAGGGUUUGCCAGAAGAUGGUAAGGACAGAAUUCCUGAAGAAAAAAGUAAAGUUUUAAACAUAGCUCCACCUGCAAAAGAAAAUCCAUCAAGAGUGAGCAGGAAGAAAACAACUUCUUCCACUUCUGAAGAAACAAUUUCCACUUCUCUCAGGGGAAAACCCAACCUGCCCAGAGGCAGAGCUCAGAAGAGGGCUCUUCAGGAAAGUGAAGAUGCAUCUGCAGAAGAUGACCCAUGCCAGGGGAGAACAAGGCAGCUGAGAGGCAACAGGAGGAAGGUGGAGGUGUCAGAGGCAGCUGCUCCUGCUGCUCCCCACAGAAGCAGUGACUUGGCAGGCAAUGGCAGCGCUCUGGGAGCUCAACAUUUGAGUGCAGCUCCCACUGGUUCUGGAGAGGAUCAGCCAGGACAGGGCCAGGAUGGUGCCCCUGCUCCCCAGGCAGCUCCCACCUCUGGCAGGAGGAGGCGCCAGCUGCCAGCAGAGGAUGUGCCAGCCAAAAAACUGAAACCAGGGAAUGAUGAAAAUGGGUCUCUGCAAAGAGGAAGAAGAAACAAAACUAAACCUGGAGAAGAGGAUGCAAGGGCAGCUCAGAGCACUGCAGGGAUGGAGAGGAGGACAAGAUCCAGCACAAGAACCAGGAAAUAGCCUAAGAGUCCCAGAACCAGUUUUUAAAUCAAUUCAGUAAUUCCAAUUACAGGAUUUUUUAAUGUGAAUUGAUUUGCACUCUGAUUUUAAGCUAAGACUUUUGGUAAUUCCAUGGUUGCUUUGCAAAAUAUAUUUCUUAAUGUGCCUACAGAUAGACAGUAGAUAUUUCCUUAUAGCUUUGCCAAUAUGUGGUGGUUCCUAAACCAUGGGGUGCUUGUGCAAAGCUGCAAACAUAAAUUCCAUUUUGUUUACCAGUGUUUCUGCCCUUUUUCCUGUUGAUCAGUACAACAAUCAGGAAGCUAAAGCUAUUUUCUGCUGAAAUUUUCCUACGCUUAAAUUUUAUUUUUCGUUGGAGUUCUGUAAAUAUUCUUUUAAAAAAAACAUAGUUGUAUUAGCAGAAGUAUUAUGCUAAAUUUUAAUAAGUUUUUUUAAAAAAAUUCAAUUUGUAUUGAAAAGUGCAGGUUCUGAAGUCAUUAAACUUGUAAACAGUU